AUUAUGCUGGCGAUGUGACCUGGGAGAAGCGUGGCAUCGUUAACGUUCGUACGUAUUUUUUAUAGUAUACAUAAGAGAUCUGCAACAUUGGAAUCACUGGUUUGGUGUUACUCACGUAGUUCAACAUGGACGUACAAGUUCCCCCAAAUGAACCAUUGAAGAUUCAAAAAAUUAUCCAAACAUUCCAGUUGAUACCACACCAAGAAGGAGGAUAUUUCAGAGAAACAUAUCGAUCGGGUGCUAAACCCAUGGCGUCACAUGGACUAACUGACGAGAGUGGCGAUGUGAUGAUACCCGGUGGAGACAGAAACUCAGUGCGUAAUGUCUGCACAUCCAUAAUCUAUUUAAUGACGAAGAAUUCUCCUAUAGCUUUCCUACAUCAAAAUAAAUCCGAUAUUGUGAGGUAUCACCAGGGUGGUGGGACGGUUCUGGUUUAUACAGUUUCACCUGACGGCAGACUUCAUCAGCAUAGACUGGGCAUGGAUUUCAAUGCGGGAGAUGUUCUACAAUUGGUGACUCCCGGUGGCUUCUGGGAAGCCUUGGAGCUUGUUGGUGGUGACUGGGCUUUACAAGGGGAAGCUGUGGCCCCUGGGUUCGACUACCGUGACAUGACUCUAGGAACAAAGACAACACUUUUACAGUUUUCUGAGGAAAUUAGAGAUAUUUUACAAUUUUACAUUCACUGUUAAACAGUUGAGUACAAUGA
This is a messenger RNA of Saccoglossus kowalevskii, 706 nucleotides long. RefSeq lists its product as uncharacterized. NCBI's taxonomy places the organism in Eukaryota, Metazoa, Hemichordata, Enteropneusta, Harrimaniidae. Gene Ontology annotation, cellular component: intracellular anatomical structure. The record is from RefSeq and is a predicted model, not a curated record.